Molecule: messenger RNA, 870 nt
Organism: Diatraea saccharalis (sugarcane borer)
Lineage: Eukaryota; Metazoa; Arthropoda; Insecta; Lepidoptera; Crambidae
Source: the annotation of a GenBank genome assembly
AUGAAGUGUGCAAGCUGCCUAAAAACUGGAUUUAGGAAACUCGGUGAUAGAAGAGCGACAUGGAAAUGUCCAGAUUGCAAAACUUCGUCGGCCCCAAGAUCAACUCCAUCGGUUCCUUCAUCUCCAACUCCUCGAAAUGUAGACAGUGAAAUGAUAAUGGCUGAAAUUAAAAAAUUGCCACAACAGAUUUCUUCAUUCUCCCUUGUAAUUGAAGAUAUUAAAUCUAUAAAGGAUGACGUACAACAACUAAAAAACUCAGUUGAAUUUGCGCACGAAACAACCAAAAUAUGUAGUGAUAAAAUUAAAAAUUUGGAGCAACGUACUGAAAAUGUUGAAAGAAACCAAGAAGAUAUGAGUUCUCUCACUCAAGUGGUCUCUUACUUAGAGGAUCUCAUAAAAACGAAGGAUCAACUGGAUCGGCUUAACAAUGCUGAAAUCAAGGGAAUUCCUUAUAUUGAGUCUGAAAACUUAUUUGACGUCAUCCUGAAGCUAGGAUCGGUGAUUAAAUGUCAAGUUGCGAAAACGGAUAUUAACUACAUUGUACGGGUCCCAACACGAAAUGAUCCCAAAAAUAAAAAUAUAAUAACAUCGUUUGGCAAUAGAUAUAUAAAAGAAAAUUUUGUCGCCUGUGCCCGAGCACUAAAAAGAAAUAUUUCAGCCUCUGAUGUAGGUUAUAAUUCAGAUACCAACAUAUAUAUUAAUGACCAUGUAACAUUAGAGAAUAAAAUACUCCUUAAUAAAACUAAGACAGCAGCGAAAGAGCAUGGGUAUGCUUUCUCAUGGGUAAAGAAUUGCAAAAUUUUUAUGAGGAAAUCUGCGACGUCUCCUGUAAAACUGAUAAAAUCAGAACUUGAUUUAAGAAGAUUGUAA